AAUCUGAGUCAACUCSAACCGACCGAAAGUGCAUAGAACAAACGCGCCGUGAGCCAAUGAAACCAACAACAAAACCAGUUUUACAUGUAACCACUMUUCAGUGUUGAGUUGCGUCGGUCGAGCAGCGAAGCGCCAUUCCUUUGCUAUUUGGGUUAGAGGCGUUUUAAAAAUACUGAAAACAGUUGUGUUGUGUUGAAGAUGGGCUGUGCAACCGGAAUCGUUAAAUACUUCGUCUUUCUUGCCAAUCUUGUGUUCGCGUUGGCGGGAUUGGCACUUGUGAUAAUUGGAGUUUUGUAUAAAUUCAAUUACAGCGAAGCCACGGAUGCCUUGCCUUCGAAUUUCGGCGUUGCCCCAAUUCUUUCAAUAAUCAUCGGCGCAAUCGUUUUCGUGACAGCCUUUUUAGGAUGUUGCGGUGCCGUCAAGGAAAGUCCCUGCAUGUUGACAACUUACGCGAUCAUUCUUUUGGUCAUUUUUAUUAUCCAAGUGGCAAUUGGCGUUUAUGCUUUCAUUAAAAUCAACGAGGACGAGGCUGAGCCUCGCAGCCUCAUCCACGAGAGUCUUGCGAAGACUUUUAAGGAAUAUGGCAAUGACGUGAAGAAGACCGAGGCUGUAGAUGCCAUACAAAGCUGGUUUCAUUGUUGCGGUCUUGACCGUUACGAUCACAUGGUCUUGCACAAUGGCAGCUUGCCGCAUAGUUGUUGCCGAGAUGGUGUGAGCGUUUGCAGACCCACCAAUUACAAUUCGUUUUACGAUAAAUCCUGCUCGAAGGCACUUAUGGAAUUCUAUCAAAAGAGUUCUCCAAUAAUCGGAGGUGUUGCUAUCGGAAUUGCUGUCAUUGAGAUUAUCGGUGCCGUUUUCGGCUUGUGUCUCUCUAGUUCGAUAAGGAACCAAUACAGAAGAAGUGCAUAUUAAACUUUCCUCUAAUUUUUUGUUUGUCACUUUCAAAUUUUAAGUUUAGUUGUUUUUAUAUUGUAGUUUAAGACACAUUUAACCAUUCCAUUUGUUACAAAACGUUUCAAGUACAAUAAAAUAAUUUUGGUACGAAA
Tribolium madens (black flour beetle) is the source of this 1046-nucleotide messenger RNA. RefSeq names its product CD151 antigen-like. Lineage: Eukaryota; Metazoa; Arthropoda; Insecta; Coleoptera; Tenebrionidae. Bases 199 to 912 code for a protein of 237 amino acids. The record is from RefSeq and is a predicted model, not a curated record. Gene Ontology annotation, cellular component: membrane. The transcript has 5 exons.